Molecule: messenger RNA, 3612 nt
Organism: Amborella trichopoda
Lineage: Eukaryota; Viridiplantae; Streptophyta; Magnoliopsida; Amborellales; Amborellaceae
Product: ARM repeat superfamily protein
Cellular component (GO): nucleus
Source: RefSeq, a predicted model, not a curated record
GUGCUUUCUCAGUAUCAAGAUUAUCAAACCGGCAAAAACAGUAGCAUCAUAGUUUACGACACAGGGCUCCCAGCUUUGCUACCAAUUUUCACUUUCUCCCAUAUUCCAGGAAAGUACGCAGCAAAGGAGAAUCCCUAAAUUACUGCAGCUAUCAAACGCGCCCUAAGUUUCCCGAAUUUGAUUACUGGGAAAGUCGGAAUCCCUUAUUUCCCCUCUCUACUGUUCAGUUUAAGGAAAGCAACAGCUGUUCAGGAGAAACUUUAUAAACCCAUUCCUUCUUCUCUCCUGCAAACCAUUCCUACUCAGCUCAGCCACUCUCUCUCCCAACCCAUCACCAAGAACUUAGCAGCUAAUAUAGUUAACAUGGUGCGUCCAAAGCCUCGUUCAUCCAAAAAAUCGAAGCAGGGUGGCGUAGACUUCAAAAAAGUAAAGCAUAAGGUUGGACGGAAAUUGCCCCCCCCGAAGAAUGUGACAAAUCUUACUAUCAAAUCCAAAGCUAUAAUUUUACCUGAACAGAGCGUGGCUACUGAGAAAGAAGGUUUAUCUGUUAAUAGUAGACGGCAGACAUUAAAAGAGCUACUUAUGCAAACACAACAUCAUAAUAGAAAGAUCCGUAGAGAUGCAUUGAUCGGUAUGGGUGAUCUUGCUCUUCAACAUCCAAAAGAGAUCGCGUUGCACAAAUUCUCUGUAAUAGAGUACUUGAGUGCACGUAUUAGCGAUCCUGACAAUGUGGUUCGUGAAAGACUAUAUCAACUCCUGGAAUCAAGAAUCUUUCCUCUGAUUAAAGAGGAUUCCAUGGGACCUCUUAUUUCCAUUACAAUGGCAUAUGUUUUGUUUGCAAUGACACAACUGGCAGUUGAUGUUAGGCUGACAGCAUUUAAGUUUUUGGACCUCGUUGUUACACACUAUCCAGUUAUUGUUUUCUUGUAUGCACAAGAGGAUAUCUAUAGAAAGGAUCGCAUGGGACCAUACAGGUUAGGUCUUCCAAUUCUAAAAGAAGCCCAUCCCGGCUCCAGUUUGAUCCAGGAAACUGAUCCAAACCAAGAUGAUUGGUCAAAACGAAGUUAUUUGAAGGUUCUCGACAAUUAUAUGGAUAUUCUUCAGAACAAUCAAAGUUGCUUUCAGGAUAAGAGCAAACUCAAGGCUGUAUCGACUAGUCUUGUACAUUUCUUGUCAUCAUUGGUGUCUUAUGCACAAAGAAACGAUUCUUCAAUUAAACAUAACGCUAAUUGGGAAGAAGUGUUGCAUGAGUACAAGUCUUCCCUUCCUAAUAGAGCUGGUGAUUCAAGCAUCCCCACAAGAGGGCUGUCUUCCAUUUGCUCAAAAUUGCAAGAUCUUGUCGCUAUUUUACUUGACUAUUGGGAGGAGUCCAGGCUUGUUUUUGUGACAACGACUGUAGUUGACACACUGUAUUUUGAUUGCAUGCUUAACAUAUUACAGUGUAUUAAUCUUUCCGUCAAGUUUGCUGCAAAAGAUAGGAAGUAUGAUGCAGAAGAUUAUUUUGGAUUUAACAACAAUCAUUCACCAUUUAUAAAAUCUGAUGGAGGAAAGUGGUUCAAGUGUUCUUUUCCUGUACUAUCAAAGAAAUUACUGGGAGUAUUUCCUCUCUGCCCUUCAAAUCAUCUUACACUGCUGGUUGAUAGCCGGUUUUUCAUUUUGAACAUUGGCAUCGCAGAAAUAUUUCUAACUAUUAAUCAAUAUGUUGAAAUACGUGAGACUAUCGUGGAGACGUUUCUUCAGUUUAUUGAAUUCGCAUUCUGUGCUAAGGUUUCUCAAACCAAUCAAUCUCUUGAAGCACUUCAUGACAAACAUGUAGUUGCUUUGCUCCCAUUUAUUCCACAACUUAUAGAAACCGUCAAUGCUCAUUGGAGAGCUCGGAUUCGAAAGGCUUUUACUGAAUUGUUUGAAGGCUGCAAAGCACAUUCUGUAAGGAAGCUAGUGUGCUUAUCUGCAAUUGGAGAGAUGCUCCCACUUAUACAAAAGCAAGAUAUUUCAUUUCCGGAUUCAUGUGACCUUGAUAUGUGCGAAUAUCUUCAAAUGUGGUUAAAUGCAUUGCCAAAAUUGUUGUGGCAGCUAGGUCACAGUCAUCCUUCUGUGUCAAAGGUUGUUUUGCAUCUUCUACUUCGUAUCGGGCAAUGUGCAAAAAUAGAUUCCUUUGAUGCUUUGGCUUAUGACAAGAUGCAAGUUGGGUUGAUACCAUUUUUCAGUUUAUGCUCCGAAAGAUCUAAAGAUCAAGGAAAAUGUUCUUAUGGGCCAUUUAUAAGACUACCGAGGGACUGUCAGGAGCUUGCAAUCUGUUGCUUAUAUUAUGUCUCAAGCAUGUCCUCAUUGUUGCUUGAGUCUUUAGCACGCUGUUGCCUUUGUAACCUUUUGGACCGUCAUUUGGUUUUUCGGAUUAUGGAAGUUGUACAAGCAGUGUACAGAGCAGGUCAUUUGAAGAUUGAAAACCAGAUCAGUUUCUUGGUGACUUUAAUUGCAAGCUAUGAUGUAAAUUUUGAGGCUAGAGGAUCUCUUUCAGAAGUAUUGAAGAAAGCAUCACCUGAGGGGGACUAUAAUAAGUUGACAUCAAGUUUUGAUACAUACAGAGCCAUCACCAAAGCAGUUAUUUCUUGCCUCCUUGAAAUGGGUGACCCAGCACUUGUACUCAAUAUUUUACUGCCACUCAUAACCCAUGAGAUGGCUAACAUCCCACCCCUGGACAAUAUGUCUGCCAUGUUAAGUUUGGUUGUAGUGCUUGAUUGUGAACCUGGAAAACUCACGAAGGAAAUACUUAUCACAUUACAACGCUGCCUUCCAGGGUACUUGAUUAAUGUUGCGUCUAAGCAUAUGCUGAAAGAUGAUGGGCCAGCAAUUAUUGAUUGUAGAAGUUUUUGGAAAUACUGCAUAUGGCCUUGCUUUUACCUCUUCAACAGAAACUAUGGCCUUCUUUCUUCAGUGUUAAAGUCAUUUGGAUCUGCCACCAUGCCAUGCUCGCAUACUGCAUCUGACCAGUCGAAUAAGGUCCUUGCCAUUGCUCAAAUCCUUGUCCUCAUGCAUAAGGAUACUCGUUUUUUCCAAGGUCUUUCUCCUUGUAAAGCUGAUAUAAUGUCUAUUUUGCGGAACAUCAUUAUUUUCCAGGCUGAGAAUGGCAUGAACAUGACUUCUGAAGAAAGAAGAAAGACCCAGAAUGCCCUUCAUGAGUUGAAGAUUCUAACAUGUAAAUUGCACCAGUGGGAUGUCAAUGAUCUGGAAAGGAUCUCGAAGGUCAUGUGAUACAAAAUGAUUCAUUUCUCCAUACACGUGGGAUGUCACUUCUCAUGAUAAGCAGUUGGUCCCCUGUUUCUCUAUGCCAUGCACUGGUGCACCCGUAUUAUUGAUAUGCAUGUAUGGCAUACCUUCAUAUAUGCCAUGUAUCUAUUGACGGCAUAUAUUUACAUACGUACGUUUGUAUGUAGUGGCAGCAUUAGGUUGCUGCAGAGUAAGAAGCACUGUUUAUUUAUUUCAAUUGCAAUUUACAUGUUUCAAGUGAACAUAUCUCUACAAAGUCAUAUGAAAUGGUUCUCUUGGCAUGCAAAUACUUAGACAUAUUUUGGGCAGCUUUGUCGUUAAAUUACCAUCUAUCAUUUCCUUAAA